Corapipo altera (White-ruffed manakin) is the source of this 2589-nucleotide messenger RNA. It is a transcript of the gene CCDC107, whose product is annotated as coiled-coil domain containing 107. Lineage: Eukaryota; Metazoa; Chordata; Aves; Passeriformes; Pipridae. Bases 26 to 1060 code for a protein of 344 amino acids. The record is from RefSeq and is a predicted model, not a curated record. The transcript has 6 exons. Gene Ontology annotation, biological process: synaptic transmission, cholinergic; protein localization to cell surface. Gene Ontology annotation, cellular component: neuronal cell body; neuron projection; intracellular membrane-bounded organelle.
AGAAAUUCCUUGGGUGAAUGCGGACAUGUUCGGCUGGACCGCCUCGGGGAGCCGCCGGGGGUCGCUGUGCGCGGCUGUCCCGGGCGCCGGGAGCGGCUCGGCCGCAGAAAGGCGGCAGGACGCGGCCAUGGUGCUGUCGGCCGUGCAGCAGGUGGUGGUCUCGGCCGUGCUGGUGCUCUGCGUCUUCGUCGUCCUGCCCAGGAUAUUUGGGGGAGGAGGCGGCGGGCGGCCGGGCCGGUCUCCGCGGGGCGGCAGGGCCGCUCCGGGCCACUACGAUCCCCGGCAGCACGGCAGAGGUAGUCCUCAGACAGUUUAUCAAGUUCAUCGGAAUCCAGGAAAUUCUGACAGUAAUACUUACCAGAGUAUUCAACAGAUGAGAAAUGCAAUGGAAAAAGAGAUAAAAAGUGAGACAACAAGAGGGAAUGGUAGAGAGUUAGCAUUCACCCUCAUGCCGUUGUAUGCUCUUGGAGUGGGAAUGUUUGCAGCAUACAAACUUCUUAAGAUGAAAUCACAUGAAGAAAGUAAUUCCAAAAAGGAAAAAAGUACAGAAGACAAGGCAAAGGAAACAGAGCAUCAGCUUUUAGAACUGGAGCGGCAUCUAGCACAGACAGAGAAAAUGUUAAAUUCUUUAUUGACUCAGUUGGAUCCACUUUCAAACUGUGUUAAUGCUUUAGCUUGUGAGCAGAAAGAUGAAAUAAUGACACAGCUCCAAUCAAUCAGACGACUGAUGAAAGAAAGUGGAUUGGAUAAAUCAGAAAACAAGAUGAAAGAUCUUGGCCACAUCUGUAAUGAGAAACUUGAAGAUCUCAUUCAGUCAUUUGCUGAACAUUCUCAAGAGAAAGAAAUGGACAAGGGAGAAGAUGGUUGUUAUGAAGAUUUGCUUGAAGAUUAUAGUAACGAUUACAAAAUAGAAGAGCAUGAAUUACACCAUGAAUGUGAAAUACAUCAGUUGGAGCCAGAUGUCUUAGAAGACCAAGAAAUAACAAACAAAGAUGCCACUGAAUCAGAAGUGAUGGGACCUAGGAGACGCAAUAGAUAUGAAUGGAAUCUGCAUAUGUAAAACUUUAAAAGCUUUUGCAUUUUUUUUAUAACGUUGUAUGCACUUUAAACUGUUUUAAAUCAACUUAACAUGCACUGCUAUAUGCUUUAAAAAGAGCAGUGAAAUACUGCCUGUGCUCAUAUCUACGACAAUUCUGUAACUGACUUCAGUGGCAGCAGAAUUUUACUCAGGAUGUUUACAUACUUUAUUUAUUUUUCCCUAUCAGAAUAUUUCUGUAAUCUGUAUAUAAUGCACUGUAAUUACAUCUGAUGCUUCACUGAAAUAUUAGAACGUCUUCUAAUUGAGACUAUAAAGUAGAGGUGUUUCAUAAAUAUAACUAGUAAGCAUGAUGCCACUUGAACUAUGACUUUCUUGAGUUCAUUAAAGAGCAUGCACUGGUGAAUUUAGCACUUUGUGGAAAUCAUUUCUCUAGGGUGGUAUGGAAAGCAGUAUGGAUUAAGUCUUUGAGAUCAAUUCAUAGUUAAGUUUAUUUGGAGAGAGAAAUUUAGCUAUGGACACUAUGUAAAAAUAAUUAUAUCUGAGUUUGCAGUCUCCUAAGUAAUUAUGUGUAGUUUUGUAUGUCAGUUUAAACCCUAAUGAAUUAUGCUGGAUCACUUAAUUCCUUCCGUACCCGUCACUGGUUAAACUCAGCAGCUGUCUAGUAACUGAUUAACCCAUUAGUAUUACAUCACCAUUUCAUGUUUAACACAAAAGAAUCUCGCCUUUUGAUUCAUUGCAAUACAAUUUUUCUUACAUCAGAAGUAACAGAUGUAUUGCUACGUAUCAUUGAAGAACUGUGGGUAUGGGGGGUUCUUUUUUCAAUACAUUAUGCCAGCUCAAUAGUGGCCUUUUUAGGUCAUUGUUAAGAAAAACGUUUGUUUUCCUUUGCCAGAAUAAUUUUUGUCCAUACCUUCAUUUUUUACUAUUUUUUGUUCACUUAACACACAUGUUACCGUGGUACUGCCAGCCUUUAAUGACAGGCAUUGCCUUAGAGGUACGUUUGACAGUACAAAGCUAUUAAAUUUUCUGUGUUACAAUUGCGUAGCUUUUAAGUAGGCCAGUUAUAAUGCCUGAACUCUUUUGCCAUCCUUAUUCUUACAGGAAAAUAGCAUGUGGAUUUGUUUUUCUGGAGGAAAUGUACUGUACUUAAAGGGACUAAAUCCAUUACUGUGUCACUCACUGGAAUGGAAUUAAUUGUUCAUUCUGGUGUAUAAACAUGGUAUGUCUUUGGUCCUAAAACUGAAUCACACAGGCUUGGAAGUAGCAGCAGCCAGAAAUACAUCCUUAGCGUCAGUGUACUAGUAGUUUUGCAGUAGGUGAGAUUUUGCCUAACUUUGGAAAACUGAUGGGAGUACGAAGCCAGGGUUUCUUAAGGGGGCACAGAUUUUUCCCCAAGACAGAACGGACGAAUCAGAAGUAGUACUUGGACACAACUGAAUUUUUAAAAAUACCUGAUCUUGGUCUGGUCAUUCAGGACACCUGGAACUGUUUGAAAAAGUCAUUGUUGCAUACAGGCUUUUUCUCUGAGAUGCUUAAUAAAGUGAACUGAA